Messenger RNA from Doryrhamphus excisus (bluestripe pipefish), 7756 nucleotides. The record is from RefSeq and is a predicted model, not a curated record. Lineage: Eukaryota; Metazoa; Chordata; Actinopteri; Syngnathiformes; Syngnathidae.
ACUUAUCUAUUUAAUAUAUUUGAAAUAUAAUCUCUUGUGAAAAGUGUGUCAGGCAACAAGAUUUUUGGUGUCAAAACGUUGAAUCUAAAAUGACGUUUUGUCAUUUUGAAGGUGUACAAUGGAAUGAUAAUAUCUUAUCAUUCCCCUGGAAGCUCACGCAUUUUGUCCUUCUUUCCCUUCACCCUCUGUUUCAGUAGAAAUUAUUAUGUCUUUUAACUUUAAUCAAAAAAGUGCAAGAAAAGCAUUUUCAAGCAUACUGUAAACCCAAUUAAGUUAGCAGAAGUCAAACAAAGGGAGGCAAUCAGUUGCCACAUUUUGUUGGAGUUCAUAAACUCAUUUCAACAUUUGAGUAUAUCAGAGCUUAAAUAUUUGGAGUUGAUAUUAGAUAUACUUUUAAAUUACUCAUAAAUUGAAUUACUGAUUAGGCCAACUCAAAAAUUGUCAGUAAAUGGUACUCAAAUAAUUCAUUCAUCUUUCUCAUUGCAAUAACUAAAGAUAACUUUAUCAUUUCAAGCAUGAAAACUCAGGAUUUCAUGUUCAACAAACUUAACAUUUAUUAGCUUUUUCUUUCAAUCUUCCGAUUACACACGACUCAAAAACAUUGACUUGCUUCAAGUCAAAAUCAUUUACCUUCAUAUUUAAUAAUAGUUGUGGCAACUGGUUGCCUUAAACAUAUUAAGUACUCUUAACUUAGAAGUAGUGGUGAGAAAUAUUCAAAAUCAGUCAAAACAAAAUGUCAGUGUAAACAUUUAAAAUAUCGGUUAAACAACAAUAAAAUGUAUAUUACAUCAACAACUUUGUGCCAUUAUGCUAAACACCAGUUGAAUACUGUAGAGCAGCAACUUGAACAUCCACAGUUGAACAAUAGUCACCAUGGACCAUGACAUAUUCUUCUUGUGGACUAUGAUCUAACAGGGUGAGCCCUCAGAACCCCCAACUCCUUUUCAGGUGUAGAGUUACACAUGUAACAUGAGGUCAUUUUUGACAGUCUGUAGCUUUGGUGACAAUUUAGAGUUAUCCAGACCAAGCAGGAUUUUCUGUGUGGACUCAAAUGUGUUGGUCAGUCCCUUCGGAUAGGAGAGAUGUAGAGCAUAAAUUAGGCCAAACAUUACCAGAAAGGCAUCAGCAAGCCUGGGGAGGUCGACCAAUCAUUUUCUCUGGGUGGUAGUGAACUGGGCUUGCGGCAUUGUCAAAGGAGGACCACAGGUUGUAAGGAGGACCACUGACGCAUCCCCCAGGUCUGGCUCAUCCAUAUCAUCCUGAAAAAAUGAAAAGGCCAAUAAAAUAUUAAAAACCAAAUAAAAAAAAUCUAUUAAAGAGCUGUGAAAAAAAAUCUGAAAAAAUAUUUAUCUCAUACUUUUUUAGAGCAGUUGUUUUUGAGUGGACAAAAUGUCUUUACGGGUCUCAAAGAUUUUGAAAGACGUUUAAGGUUUCUAAACAUCUUGCCAAAUGUUUGCACAGUUGAACACUGGCCCAUUUACAGAAAUAUUAAUGUGUGUUUCCUUUAUACAUAAGUAAAUGAAAUGAAAAUAUGAAUAGGUUCAUUUACAGUACAAUAGGCUUGAUAUUUCUUAACUGGGACUUACCACACAUGUUCUGAAAAAUCCAGACACUUCCUCACGCAGAUACACAGGAAGGACAUGGAGAAUAGUGACCCGCCUUGUGUGGACAUCAUGUGACUCCUAAGAAGAUUAAAAUAGUCUAAAUACUGUGACAAGUUUACUAAUCAAACCCAAUGCCAGUGAACGCAUUAUAUUAGCUGCCACAAUAAUAACAAUAAUAAUAAUCUGCACAUAAUUCCACUAAUAACCUGCUGACUUAUCUGGUGCAUUUGUGAAAUUCAAACACUUAUUUAAAGCUUUAAAUUCUCAACAUUACACAAAUACUUCACCUGUGAAAUGUAUAAUCACCUGUGUAUCAUGGACUUUGAAAAUGUCGGCCAACGCGUCUGCAGUUUUGCCCGUCGUGGAAGCUUUCUGCCAAAAUAACGCCAUUAAACGAGGAGUGUGACGAUCAAGUUCGGCGUAGAAAGUCUUGGGAAGGUUCUGGUUAGUAAUGCGUUGAAAUUCUGCAUACACCUGCAUCGUGGAUAGGACAGUACAGAAAGCAGAGAGAAAGGUAAUUCUUGAAUGUUAACGAGGCAGGUGAGCUUUCAAUUGAAGUCUGGAUCUUCAUAUUUCAAAGUGAAGUUACAGUCCAAUCCCAGUUGUUCUUUUAAAAUCUCAAUCAGUCCACCAACAAAGGCUGGACGGGAGCCGAGUUUUAAUUUUCUGACAGGGUCUGCUUCGAUGACACGAAGGAUCGUGUUUUGUGCGGCUUCAGCUGCCAUUGAUUUAAUAAAUGAAAUGGGAGGUUAAAAGAUAAAAGUUCAAAUCUUUAAAAAAAAAAACAAUAAAUGUACAAAUUCUGAUUUGUGAAGAAUUACUUACCAUAGCCAUUACCAUUACCAUUACCAUGGUCUUAAUUUUGUCUCACUUGUAUGAACCUACAGUAGCCCAUCUAUUUUGUAUGCAGAUAGUGGGCUUGUAUCAUUGAAUUCCGAUUGCAGUUGGAUAGACAGGCUUCCCUGUGUGGCUGACAGGAUCGAAGAUGCUCUACAUACCAGGAGUCAUAAUCAUAACAGAGAAAAUAGACAUUGUGAAUCACAAGGUAGAUCUGUGUUUGUCUGCAAAAUUUAGACAGCCCCCCACUGAGUCCAACAGACACAAACACUCCACUGGUAUAGACUAUGCCAUUAAUGGUCACCUUUGAUGUACAAUAGACAGUGUCACUGGUUGUUUGUCCUCAGAUGUGAGCCUGAGCGACUUCUGGUAGAGACAGACUCAACCCUGGAUGUUUGUGUUUUUGGCUUGAAAAAUGAUGUUGAAGCAAGGUGAUGGGCCAUCAUGUGCUGGUGUCUCACUGCCAUUGUCUUCAAGACAUUUUCUGAAGUUUUGCACAUAAUGCAUAAAGCCGCCUAACCCACGGGCAGCCAGGUUGUCGGCAGAAACACAGAAGAUGGUGCCUUUCACAUUCUGACCAACAGAUUCAAUGAAAACACCAUCCUGUUCGAGUGUGUGAAGAUCAUGGACCAGUGGAGCAAGUACAGCUGCAUGUCCAUAUUUCUGGAGGUCUGUCACUUUAGCUGGCACAGUCAGUUGUAUAGUGUGCAUUGCUGAUCGAUACUUGGGCGGCACAGAGUUUGUAAACUUUACGUGAUGUGCCAAGAGGGUUAGCUAUUUCCAGAUCGUCAAUAUGUAUCUGGCGUGCUAGGUGUACAUCUUCUGUUUAGAGCAGAGGUAGGGAACCUAUGGCUCGGGAGCCAGGACGAGUGUCGGAUAUGACGUCGAAACCAAACCCAACAACAUCCGGUGUUUAACAGCCCGUGUGUGACUUCUAUUUUUGGGCGGGUUUAUUCGAAGUUUAAUCAAAAUGGCGCUGACGUCUGCCUUGCGGUGUUUGAAGUUAAGCGAAAUCCCACAAGACUGGGUAGAUGCAAUGUGGGAUGCGGAAUUUACAGAGGUGACGCAGAUGGAAGGUCACUUUGAGGAGGAGCUGGCAGCCUGUAGUGAUGAAGCUUUCCGAAGCCUCUACAAGAGUCUAUUGGUUUAUGCUACUCAGCUGUCUUCCAGUAGAGAUGAUGGGUCACAGAGUAUCUGGACACAGCUGGGGGAGAAUGGCGUGUCGGUGAAGUCUCUGUUGGCCGUGCUGGCCUUCUUUGUGUUGCGAGGACGAGCCAAAGCAGCGAAUGUUCGGCAGAGGGUGGGCAGCCUGCAUGCUGCUUCGCUGUACCUGCUGCUGCUUGGAAUCCCAGGAAGCAUCGCCAACAAAGUUUUUCAUGAGAUUUUGCUGGACACUUGCUUGAACGCAUCUUUGCAAUGCUGGCCUCAGGACUCUGGCAAGAAGCGCAAGAAGGACACUCUUAAGAGUUCUCAGGCUGAGGGCAAGCGUUCCAAACCACAGCGGAAGGAAACUUUUGAGCUGCAGAUGGAUGUGGAUGAUGAAGACGACGAGGAGGAGGAAGUGGAGCUUCACUUCUCAGACCAAACACGCAUCAGACACGCACUGGUUCUUCUGCUUCAAAGUCUUCUCCGACUUCUGCAGACAUUUGCACUGAAAGACAAACCACAAAGUGCCAGCAGUUGCACCCAAAUUUUCAUCAGGCUGCUCUACUUUGAGCCAGUCAUCAGCGAGCUCACAUUUUCUGCUGGACAAGAUGUCACAAAAAUGCAGAGCAUCUCAGAGAUGGCUUUUUAUGGUUUGCAGCUGCUUUGCUCACCAAAACAUGGAGACCAGAGAGAGUCCCUGCGCAGGGUUUUCCACCGCCUCCUCUACGUGAUCUUGAUGAUGAAUAAAGGGCACAGCGGGAAGCCGGAGUUGCUCGUACCCAGUCAGGCAAUCCUUACGACACGUAACCAAGCCAUCCGAUUUGUUUGUAACAUCGUGGCUGAGCUGAAGGAAGUAGCGCUCCCUUUCUUACAAAUUCUGCUGCAGCACAUUUGUUACCAGAUGGUGGAGAAAAGCGAGUUUCGAAGCCAUGGAGCCCAGGCUGUUGGCAUGCUAACAUCCCAGAUGUCAAAUGCGGACUACGCCUGCUUCAUCAAAUGGCUGCACAAGUUCUCCAGACAUUCAAAGAUGGCGUCCCGCCUGUUCUCUGUGGAUGUGGUGAUGGUUCUGCUGGGGCAGCCGGAGAGGACUGAUGAUAUUGACGACCCAGAGCUGUCCGGCUACCUGCCGCACAAGUUUCUGAUCCAGAGCCUGCUGUUUGCUCAGCGUAACGACCAAUCAGCAACUGUCCAAGGCCACGCCUUCGCCUGCCUGGCCCAGUGUCUGGAGCUGCAGUCGCUCAACGCCACCCGUGCUGUCCAAAACCUCUUCUGUGCCACCAUGACGCAGACAAUGAUGGAGGGGGAAACUACAGAAGGCAGUCUUCCGCCACCUCAGAGAACCUCCCACUCACUGCCCUUCAGGACUGUGGCUAUCAGCGACACCCAUACCUUGGCCUCUGACGCAAAAGAGAACCUGUCUCUUCUUCUGCGACGUGUGCAAAACUCUAUGACAAGCGUGAGGAAAUCGGCCCUACAGGCCCUUGCGGGUCUUCUUAAGCACGGUCUGAUCCCGGCGAGCUGGGAUUACCUGUCGGUGCUGUCGGAGCGCAGCAGAGACCCGGCUGUGUCUGUGAAGAAGAAAGCCCUGCUGUGUGUGGGAGAGUUGCUCAAUGCUAAACCAGAUUGCAGCAUUGUGCAGAAGGCGUGGCUGCAUGGUGUGCUUCCAGCUGUGGCGGACACAGAGAGCUCUGUCCAAGAGAAGGCCCUGGAGGCUCUGGACCAGGUCUUGCUAAACCAGAUCAAAGCCUACAGUGCCAGCUGCCACCUUGAUAGCCAUCAGAGCCGGGCCUGGAACCUGCUGAACAUGCUCUGUGAUGAGUGCCAGAACCUUGGCCGAUACUUCAGCCGGGCCUUUAGCAUCUGGUCCAAACAAAACAAGUUUACCGCCAUGUUCGUAACUAACCUGAUCUCGCACACGGAGGCUGGUCACUCUGCCGGAGCCUGGCUGCUGCUUUCCAAGGUCGUGGCUGCUUCACCCAAAAUCCCUUACGGAAACAUCCUGGAUGCCUGGGACAGCAUGCUCAGUUCAAAAAACAUGAGCGACAGAACAUGUUGUCACGUUUUGUGUGUGAUCGGGGAGAUAUCUGCUCACUUAAAUGAAGAUACCAAGGAAAGAAUAGUUGAUGAUCUUAUGUCUUGGUUGAAAACCUUUACGAUGUCUCUUGAGGUGGUCAGUGCUGCUAUCGAGGCUCUUCAUCAACUUGGUGGCAGUGAAGAUGUCAAACAAACUCAGGCUUUCCUGAAUCAGCACUGUGGGGAACUGGUGUCGCUGUGUGAGGUUUAUCUAGCCGGCAUUCUACUGAAUGAAAGUGGAGCCCAGAAUAUGAAUGAAGACCUCAUGGUAAGACACCUCCACACUUUGGGUGUUGCGUCUCUCAACUGUCCCGCCAGAGUAUCCAAAAGGGUGGUUCUGCUGGUGGAAUCUGUUGUCACCACACAUCUUGACAAGCUCCCAGAGCAUCUGGAUGAGCUGCCAGCUUCCCUGCCUCUGUCCCGAUUCAAAGCAAUCUCUCUGCCCACCAGAGUCAGAGCACAUGGUGUCAUCACUUUGGGUAAGCUGUGUCUGCAGCACGAGGAAUUGGCAGACAAGUACCUUCCCGUGUUCGCCAGAGAGCUGGAGGUCGGCACAGAAGUGGCCUUACGCAACAACGUGGUGGUGAUCAUGUGCGAUCUAUGUGUUCGAUACACAAACAAAGUGGACAGUUACAUCCCCAACAUCUCUGCCUGUCUACGAGACGAUGACCCAGUCGUCAGGGAGCAGACGCUCAUCAUGUUGACCAACCUCCUCCAGGAGCAGUUUGUGAAAUGGAAGGGUUCUCUUUUCUUCCACUUCAUGGUCAUGCUUGUUGAUCCUGUCCCGGCUAAUGCCAGUCUGUGUGAAUACUGCUUGAUCCACUUACUGCUGAAGAAUAACCCAGAAAUGUUUAGUCAGCAUUUCAUUGAGUGCAUUUUCCACUUCAACUCCUACAGUGGACACAAUUCCUACAACAAGUUCCCUCAGACUGACAGGGAUAAAGUCAGGUUCUCUCUGAAAGGACCUCAACAUCGUGAGAAACGUUUUCGGAUUUACCGGUUUCUGCUCCGGCACUUCACUGAUGCUCAGCGCUUCAACAUCACCAACAAGAUCAACCAAAGCGUGUUAGCCUUGUUUGCUGAUGAACAGCUGCCUCUUGAUGCCGAGGGUGCGGACAUCCUAUCGGAGACCUUCAACAUACUGACUCUAAAAGAGAUGAAGCUGCAAGUCAUGUCUGCUCUACAUGGAGGUGCUGCAGCUGAGGAAGCCGAAGAGGAGAACAUGGCGGCGAUGGCCAAAGUUGUCCUGCAGGCAGCUCAAAAUAAAGUGGUGUCUCAGGUCAGGAAGAAGGCUUUCAUAGAGAAAACGGUUCCACUCAUCAUCAGCCUGAAGCACUUACUGCAGCGCCAACGCUCUUCUGUCCUCAAAGAUCUCAUGGCCUACCUCCAGGUCACUAUGCAGGAUUACCGUAAUGAGGUUGAGGAUUUUUUCGUUGGAGAUGAGCAACUCGCAGCAGAGGUGGAGUUUGCUCUUAAGGAAGCUGAGAAGGGGAGCGAGUUGGAGAAGCAGAUGGACAACUGCAGCCUCACGGAAGACCCAAACAUGGCGCCGGCUGAGGCUUCGGUCCGUGGCGCUCUGGUCGUGCCCAAGCUGCUUUUUCCUUUCACCUUCGCCACGCCGCAGCCACAACGUCCAAAUGCUCUGUCUGUGAGACAGAUACAGACUGAGCGUGUGCGUUUCUCUGGCAGAUCCGCACCAGAAGAACCAGCGUCACAGUCCAUUGUUCUGGAAAAAGCAGUGAUGCCCGCCGGUGCUGCGAAGAGCAGAGCCUUCAGCACACCCAAAGGUGUCAACAUCAACCUGACUUUUGAGGAGGGAGUCAGCGCCAUCUACAGUGAUAAAGGAACAAGUCUUUGCGAGGAGACGGACGUUCUUCGUGUACAGUCGACUACAGAACCAUCCCCGCCUGGACCGAGGCAGUGGAAUGUGCAGUCCCCACUUCGUCAGAAAAAGAAAACAAAUGCUUAGUUCAACUCUUAUUUUCUUUUUUCAUCACAUUUGAGUGUUUUCUCACCCAGCUCUCCUACUUAUUUCCCUGGCUUUGUCUGUGUCUCAUACUUGUAUAUACUUAUAUGUGAUGAUAUUUUCAUGUGGA